This is a messenger RNA of Anopheles maculipalpis, 4648 nucleotides long. RefSeq names its product dual oxidase (gene Duox). Gene Ontology annotation, molecular function: heme binding; calcium ion binding; peroxidase activity. The transcript is spliced from 13 exons. The coding region runs from base 115 to 4647 and encodes 1510 amino acids. Gene Ontology annotation, biological process: response to oxidative stress. NCBI's taxonomy places the organism in Eukaryota, Metazoa, Arthropoda, Insecta, Diptera, Culicidae. The record is from RefSeq and is a predicted model, not a curated record.
AAACAUAAACGCCAACAAAACCGAUGCUGCCGAACGGUGAACAAGAGCAAAUGAUCUUUCCUCAAUGAGAGCAGUUUCCCCCGAAGCCGAGCAACUGCAGCAGGAGUUAUCACCAUGAGGACACUCGACCGAUCCGUAGUGAGCAGUGUGCUAUGGUCAACAUGCCUGUUGGCCUUGCACUUUACGAUACCAGCCACCGAUGCCGCCGAAUCCAGCUUGAUGAGCCAUGUCGAAAAACAACGCUACGAUGGAUGGUACAACAAUUUGGCCCAUCCGGACUGGGGAGCUGUCGAUAACCACCUGACAAGGAAAGCUCCAUCCGCGUAUUCGGAUGGUGUGUACGUGUUGGCCGGUGCCAAUCGACCCUCGCCUCGUAAGCUCAGUCGACUGUUCAUGCGUGGUACAGAUGGUCUACCAUCGAUGGAAAACCGUACCGCUCUGCUGGCCUUCUUCGGUCAGGUAGUGACGAACGAGAUAGUGAUGGCGUCCGAAUCGGGCUGUCCCAUCGAGAUGCACCGCAUCGAGAUCGAGAAGUGUGACGAAAUGUACGAUCGAGAGUGUCGCGGCGAUCGAUAUAUACCGUUCCACCGUGCGGCAUACGAUCGAAAUACGGGCCAGAGUCCAAAUGCGCCCCGCGAACAAAUCAAUCAGAUGACAGCUUGGAUCGAUGGUAGCUUCAUCUACAGUACGUCGGAGGCAUGGCUGAACGCGAUGCGAUCGUUCCAGGACGGCGCACUGCUGACGGACAAGCAGGGCACGAUGCCGAUAAAGAAUACAAUGCGCGUUCCACUGUUCAAUAAUCCUGUGCCGCAUGUGAUGCGGAUGCUUAGCCCGGAACGGUUGUACCUGCUGGGUGAUCCUAGAACCAACCAAAAUCCGGCCCUGCUCUCAUUCGCCAUUCUCUUCCUACGUUGGCAUAAUGUGGUAGCGAAGCGUGUUCGCCGACAGCAUCGAGAUUGGAGUGAUGAAGAAAUUUUCCAACGCGCACGCCGUGUUGUGAUCGCUAGUCUGCAAAAUGUGAUCGCCUACGAGUACCUGCCAGCGUUCCUGGACAAGGAGUUACCUGCGUACGACGGUUAUAAGGCCGACACUCAUCCGGGUGUAAGCCAUAUGUUCCAGGCUGCUGCUUUCCGAUUUGGACAUUCGUUGAUUCCACCGGGACUGUUUCGCCGCGACGGUCAAUGCAACUUCCGUCGUACUAAUAUGGACUUUCCUGCGCUUCGUCUUUGUUCUACAUGGUGGAAUUCUAACGAUGUGCUUGACAACACACCGGUGGAAGAGUUCAUCAUGGGCAUGGCAUCGCAGAUCGCCGAAAAGGAAGACCCUCUGCUGUGCUCGGACGUACGCGAUAAAUUAUUUGGUCCGAUGGAGUUUACUCGACGGGAUCUAGGUGCGUUGAAUAUUAUGCGCGGUCGUGACAACGGGCUUCCAGAUUAUAACACAGCGCGUGCUGCUUACCGACUGCCGAGGAAAACAAAUUGGCGUGACAUCAACCCGCAGGUGUUUGAACGGCAGCCUGAACUACUGGAGUUGCUAAUCAAUACGUACGACAACCAGCUGGACAAUGUGGACGUUUAUGUUGGUGGUAUGCUGGAGUCCGAUGGCAGACCUGGGGAACUGUUCUCAGCUGUCAUAAUUGAUCAGUUUACGCGGAUCCGUGAUGCCGAUCGGUUCUGGUUCGAGAAUGAAGAUAACGGCAUAUUCACCAAAGAAGAAAUAGCCGAAAUACGAAAGUUUACGCUUUGGGAUAUCAUCGUCAACAGUACGGACAUCGAGGGAGAUGAAAUUCAGCGUGAUGUUUUCCAUUGGAAGCAGGGUGAUCCCUGCCCGCAACCGGAACAGCUCAACGCAACAUUGCUGGAACCGUGCAACUAUCUCGAGGGAUACGAUUAUUUCUCCGGCUCAGAGCUAGCAUAUAUUUACUCUUGCGUCUUUUUGGGUUUCGUACCCAUUUUAUGCGCCGGUGCCGGAUACUGCGUGAUUAAGCUACAGAACAGUCGACGCCGUAAACUGAAAAUCAAACAAGAAGCCAUGAAAAACACUGCCAACAGUAAAGUAUCGGUGGAAAAAAUGGUAGCCAGGGAGUGGUUGCACGCAAAUCACAAAAGACUGGUGACAGUCAAAUUCGGACCGGAAGCGGCAAUCUACACAGUCGAUCGCAAGGGCGAGAAACUUCGCACCUUCAAUCUGAAGCACGUUGAGGUGGUGACGGUAGAACAGUCGCAAGAAAACUACAAAGCUAAAAAACCGUACAUUUUGCUUCGUGUACCGAACGAUCACGAUCUGGUACUGGAACUGGAAUCGAACUCAGCGCGUCGGAAGUUUGUGAAAAAGUUAGAGGACUUCCUUGUGUUACACAAGAAAGCUAUGACUUUCGUGGAGUCGAACCGCGACCUAAUGUUGGCCAAGGCUGAAACACGUGAGCGUCGCCAAAAGCGGUUGGAGCACUUCUUCCGUGAAGCGUAUGCUCUGACGUUUGGAUUACGACCAGGAGAACGGCGACGCCGCUCAGAUGCAUCAUUGGACGGUGAGGUAAUGACGGUGAUGCGCACCAGUUUGUCAAAGUCGGAGUUUGCGGCAGCGCUCGGUAUGAAACCGGACGAUAUGUUCGUUCGGAAGAUGUUCAACAUCGUCGAUAAGGACAAAGAUGGAAGAAUAUCCUUCCAGGAAUUUUUGGAAACCGUGGUGCUGUUUUCGCGAGGCAAAACCGACGAUAAACUAAGGAUCAUAUUCGAUAUGUGUGACAACGAUCGAAACGGGGUGAUCGAUAAGGGAGAGCUGAGUGAAAUGAUGCGGUCAUUGGUUGAGAUCGCUCGAACCACAAGCGUAACUGAUGAACAAGUCAACGAGCUGAUCGACGGCAUGUUCCAGGACGUUGGUCUUGAGCAUAAAAAUCAUCUAACCUACGAGGAUUUCAAGCUGAUGAUGAAGGAAUACAAGGGAGACUUUGUUGCGAUAGGCUUGGAUUGUAAGGGAGCUAAGCAGAAUUUCCUCGAUACAUCCACCAAUGUGGCUCGCAUGACGUCGUUCCACAUUGAACCGAUUUCGGACUCGCGUCGACACUGGAUGCAAGAAAAGUGGGACAGCUAUACGACCUUCCUCGAGGAAAACCGUCAAAACAUCUUCUACCUUUUCCUGUUCUACGUUAUCACCAUCGUAUUGUUUGUGGAGCGAUUCAUUCAUUAUUCGUUUAUGGCUGAGCACACUGAUCUACGGCACAUUAUGGGCGUCGGUAUAGCCAUAACACGUGGGUCUGCUGCUUCGCUAUCUUUUUGUUAUUCCCUUUUACUGCUCACAAUGUCCAGAAAUCUACUGACGAAGCUCAAAGAGUUUCCAAUCCAACAGUACAUCCCGCUUGAUUCGCACAUACAAUUCCACAAGAUUGCUGCCUGCACUGCGCUGUUCUUUUCGCUGCUUCACACCGUGGGACACAUCGUGAACUUUUACCAUGUUUCUACACAAUCAAUAGAGAAUCUUAAAUGUCUCACAAAAGAAGUGCACUUUACAUCCGAUUAUCGACCCGAUAUAACGUACUGGCUGUUCCAAACCGUCACCGGCGUUACCGGAGUCAUGCUGUUCGUCACAAUGUGCAUCAUAUUCGCCUUUGCCCAUCCAACCAUUCGCAAGAAGGCGUACAAGUUCUUCUGGAAUGCACAUUCUCUGUACGUGGUGCUGUACGCAUUGUGUCUUGUGCACGGGCUUGCACGAUUGACCGGUGCUCCUCGGUUCUGGUUGUUCUUUAUUGGACCCGGCAUUGUGUACACACUGGAUAAGAUCGUGUCGCUUCGCACGAAGUACAUGGCAUUGGAUGUCAUUGAAACCGAUCUGCUACCAUCGGACGUCAUCAAGAUCAGGUUUUACCGACCGCCAAAUCUAAAGUAUCUUUCCGGCCAGUGGGUACGGCUAUCGUGUACCGAGAUAAAGCCAGAGGAAAUGCACAGCUUUACACUCACAUCGGCACCACAUGAAAACUUCCUCAGCUGUCACAUUAAAGCCCAGGGUCCGUGGACAUGGAAAUUGCGCAACUACUUCGACCCAUGUAAUUACAAUCCGGACGAUCAGCCGAAGAUACGCAUCGAGGGACCGUUCGGUGGGGGCAAUCAGGAUUGGUACAAGUUCGAGGUCGCUGUUAUGGUUGGUGGAGGAAUCGGCGUAACACCAUAUGCGUCGAUCUUGAACGAUCUGGUGUUUGGCACAAGUACCAACCGUUACUCGGGAGUAGCCUGUAAAAAAGUGUACUUCCUCUGGAUUUGCCCAUCGCACAAGCACUUUGAAUGGUUUAUCGAUGUGUUGCGAGAUGUGGAGAAAAAGGAUGUUACGAACGUGCUGGAGAUUCACAUUUUCAUCACACAAUUCUUCCACAAAUUCGAUCUUCGAACUACCAUGUUGUAUAUUUGCGAAAACCACUUCCAACGUCUCUCGAAAACGUCCAUGUUUACCGGGCUCAAAGCAGUGAACCAUUUCGGACGUCCGGAUAUGUCCAGUUUUCUCAAAUUCGUACAAAAGAAACAUUCAUAUGUUUCCAAGAUCGGAGUCUUCUCCUGCGGACCACGGCCUCUUACAAAGAGUGUCAUGUCGGCGUGCGAUGAAGUGAACAAAAGCCGCAAAUGGCCAUACUUCAUACAUCAUUUCGAAAACUUCGGCUAAA